Messenger RNA from Podospora bellae-mahoneyi, 1106 nucleotides. RefSeq lists its product as uncharacterized. NCBI's taxonomy places the organism in Eukaryota, Fungi, Ascomycota, Sordariomycetes, Sordariales, Podosporaceae. The record is from RefSeq and is a predicted model, not a curated record. The transcript is spliced from 3 exons. Bases 350 to 841 code for a protein of 163 amino acids.
GCAAAUUGUCUGUGCGCUGGUGAGCACUGGCCAGGUGAGGUGUCGGUGUGACCCUAACCCUCUAGUUGCCUGAACGGAGGCGGAGGGCCCGCGACGGUGAGGGACGUGGUUAUGAAAGCCGGUUGAUCUCAGGAGUCGUGGCAUGAAUUGAGUGUUUAAAACUAGGCUUGACUGAUAUAUUACUACUUUUUGUAUUCGAGUUCAUACUGUUCUCAUUUUGCGCAUCAAUUGGCUCUUCCCUCAAACUCGCAUCCUGUAACUGCAUCACUUCAGUUUGUUGACAGCGUCAUUGAAAUUCAGUUCUGAUACACACGCUCCAACUUGUAUAGACAACGACACUCUCCCAAAAAUGACCUCCCAACUUCCAGCGUUCCCUCGAUUUGUCUUUACAAUAGCAGAGCCAAUAUCACUCAUCUCCGGCACUAUUGGCGCCGUUGUAUUCCCCCGUUACUUCCUCGCAGCUCAAACACCAACCCCCAUGCUAUCAUUCCCAGAACAAUCCCUCCUGGUCUCCCAACAACUAGGAAACAUGUACUUCCUCGCCUUCCUCCUCGGCCUCUUUGUCCUUCACAGUACCACCGAGAUCAAAGUCGUGAGGAGCUACCUCUGGGCGCUCUGGUUGGCUGACAUUGGACACAUGGCUGUUACAUGCCGUAUUCUUGGGUGGGAAGAGUCGGUUGGGAUGUUGAGGUGGAACGAGAUGACUUGGGGAAACUUGGGUGCUACUGGAUUUCUCUUCACUGUAAGGAGUUUGUACUUUCUGGGGGUGUUCGGACCCGAUGGGUCAGAUGAAGAGGACACCAGGGGAAGGAAAAAGACAAGGAGGGUGAAAGAGCUGUAAUCGUGAGACAAACCAAGACUCCAAAGUGAUGGUGUCUGGCUGAUGAUGUCCAUUCCUUGCAGACAGAGGUGAGUGAGCAGUUGGGUGAGCUUUUGUUUAGUUGUUGAACAAGUUUUCGGUGGAUUAGUAUUGCGGCAACUCUACGGGAUACAAUGACCAGAAGAAAGCUGUAUAAACAAGUUGCUAUAUGAACAUACAUGAACUUAGUCUGUACCUUUGUGUAAGUGAGACUGCAGAUACCCUAACCCUAAUGGUGUUUAUCAAG